UUACACAUCUCAUCACGCACAACAUUCGUGAUCGUGUGAUCGGCCGCCUGCAAGUAGCCUAGGUGCAGUGCAGGGCCCCCACGUGAAGCUAGUCAACCCCAGAAAGCCAUCGCCCGAUCCACUCGUGUCAUCCAUCCGUCUGAGCGCCCGAUUCCAUCAGUCGUCGAAGCAUACCUCAUUCCUGCUAUUAUCUUAAUCUCGAUCGUCCUACCCUCGUUCACUUCGCUUCGACUGAUGUGUGCUCAAUAGCUCCUUGUCUUCGACCCUGGCCCCCUCUGCAUCGGACUAUGCCGACGCCCGAUGAUGCUGUCUCGCCAGCGGAACACGAGCGCGCAACAUGCCCACCUGAAGACGCACACAGCUUGACUGCGCAGGUCGAACUGGGUGGCAGCCCUGACAGUAGUGCCAGCAAUGAUAUGGUGUUUGCGCGACGUCCACCAAUGCAGCAACAACGCACGCCGCCACCACAUGGCAUCCGCGAACCGCUGCCAGCCGAGACACACAGCAAGCCAUCGAGCACAAGCAUAGAGGCGCCGAACAGAGAUACUCCGACACCAAUGACGGCGACCGAUGAUAGCGCCGAAGAUCAGCGCAUAUCUCAAGCCUCGCCGCUCUCCGCCAAUGCGCCGGCGCCUAUUCGAUGUACCCCCAGCCAUCUCGCUGCUCCAUUUCCUGCUCACAGAUUCCUCCCCAUCUCGUCGUCCUCGCUUCUCCGCCCCGGCAGCCGCUUCAAAGGGAGUCAGACCUCCGACCGCCAGCAGUAUGAAGUCGAUGUCGAGAUAAAACAUGUUGACAUGCGGGAGUCAUUCAUAUGCGGCUAUUUGCGUAUCCAAGGUCUGACCGACGACCACCCCAGUCUGACAACAUACUUCGAAGGCGAGAUCAUUGGCAGCAAAUACACCUUUAUCACACAACAUCCAGAAUGGGGCUCGAACGAGAAGGUCGAUCGACAGCACUGGGCACGAUUCCCAGCCUACAAACCGUUCUCGAAACACUCGUCGCGAUCGGAGGUCGUGUCUAAAGACUGGAUGCAGAAGGAGCAUCUAUUCAUGCGCUGGAAAGAGUACUUUCUGGUGCCAGAUCACACCGUCCGGACCAUUAGUGGAGCUAGUUUUGAGGGCUUUUACUACAUUUCUUUUAACCAGGUCUCGGGCGGCAUCGAAGGCAUAUACUUUCAUGCUAAGAGCGAGAAAUUUCAGAAGCUUCAACUGGAGCAUAUUGCCGACCACGGGUGCCAGGGCGCAUAUGAAUUCCGUUGAUUACGAUUGAACGAUUUGGCAUGUUGUGUGGAAUUAGCAUUUGGGCGCAGCGGGUUUGGGCUUGAGUUGACUUUCAUGUAUCCAACUUUCCACCUCACCGUUCUUUACGCAGUGCGCGACUGAAGGGGUGGUUCUAUCAUAAAUCAACGUGGGUUCGGUAUUGGAGUACCGGCAACUAUGUAAACCAAAUUGGCGUGUCACACUACGUCAUGUUCGACAUGCGAUUUGUUCGUGUCUCCGCAAAGUGAGCGGA
Boeremia exigua is the source of this 1512-nucleotide messenger RNA. Its product is annotated as vacuolar import and degradation protein-domain-containing protein. The transcript has 4 exons. Gene Ontology annotation, biological process: protein catabolic process in the vacuole; negative regulation of gluconeogenesis; proteasome-mediated ubiquitin-dependent protein catabolic process. NCBI's taxonomy places the organism in Eukaryota, Fungi, Ascomycota, Dothideomycetes, Pleosporales, Didymellaceae. The record is from RefSeq and is a predicted model, not a curated record. The coding region runs from base 288 to 1259 and encodes 323 amino acids. Gene Ontology annotation, cellular component: GID complex; extrinsic component of membrane.